AUGUCUGAUACCGGUCUCCCCCCCAGCUGGGAGGUGCGAAUCUCCAACUCCAAGAACCUCCCCUACUACUUCAACUCGACCGACAAGGUCUCCCGAUGGGAGCCCCCCGCCGGCACCGACACCGAGAAGCUCAAGCACUACAUGGCCACUCACCACAGCGCCGGCUCUCGACCCGCCGCCGCCCCUGGCGUCCCCGAGGGCAAGAUCCGCGCAGCCCAUCUCCUGGUCAAGCACCGCGACAGCCGACGACCGAGCAGCUGGCGAGAGGCUGAAAUCACCCGCUCCAAGGAGGACGCCUACCAAAUCAUCCAGGCCCACGAGGACAAGAUCAAGUCGGGCAGCAUCACCCUCGGCGAGCUCGCCCUCACCGAGUCUGAUUGCUCCUCGGCGCGCAAGCGAGGCGACCUCGGCUACUUUGGCAAGGGAGACAUGCAGAAGGAGUUUGAGGAUGCCGCCUUUGGCCUCCAGCCUGGCCAGAUGAGCGGUGUUGUGGAGACUGCUAGUGGUCUGCACUUGAUCGAGCGCCUGGAGUAA
Messenger RNA from Fusarium keratoplasticum, 534 nucleotides. Its product is annotated as Peptidyl-prolyl cis-trans isomerase. The transcript is spliced from 4 exons. The record is from RefSeq and is a predicted model, not a curated record. Bases 1 to 534 code for a protein of 177 amino acids. Gene Ontology annotation, molecular function: protein binding; peptidyl-prolyl cis-trans isomerase activity. Gene Ontology annotation, cellular component: nucleus; cytosol. Lineage: Eukaryota; Fungi; Ascomycota; Sordariomycetes; Hypocreales; Nectriaceae.